AACCACACUUCUCAAAUCACCCUCUCUCCCACACGACCAUGAAAUUAUUAUUGAUUUCUCUUAACAAUAAUUUCUAUGGCUUUUCAUCAUAAACACUUCUUUAUUUCCUUUUUCUUCCUUUCUUUUUUUAUUCUUCCUACCAUAAACACACUUUCAACUGUUUCAAUUUCUCAAACCUCAAAUUCCAACCAAACCUUAAUUUGUGUCUUACAACAUCAAAACCAAAAGGGACAUUCAAAUCUCAAUUGUACUAGCUUUCCUCCUAGUACUGUUACAUUUGAAGUGAAUCCCAAUGUUUCCUUCUCUCAAAUUGUUGGUGGAAAUGGUUUUGUAUGUGCAUUAACAUCAUCAUCAUUUUCAUCUUCAAAUUCCAUCAUGGUUUGUUGGAGAUUCUCCAAUGCUUCUACUACUAAAUAUAAAAGAAUCUACCAUGGACCCUUUAUUCAAGAUAUUGAUAGUGGAAAUUCCCAUGUUUGUGGUCUUGUUAAAAGGAACAAUGGUUUUCACCUUGAGUGUUGGCAAUGGAAUGGAUUCAUCAAUUCAAGCAUGAACAUGAACAUGAACAUGUUAAGUAUUGCUGUGGGAGAGAAUUUUGUAUGUGGGAUAUUAGAAAAAGGGAAUGUUACUUGCAUAGGAAGUAACAAUAGAGUUGUUGGGAAUGAACCUAAGAGUGGUCGAAAUUAUUCUGUAAUUGAAGCUGGUUCAAGCCAUGUUUGUGCUAUCUCAAUUGAUGGUAGUUUGGAUUGUUGGGGUGAUAUGGUUGGUGAGAAACCAAAAGGGAGAUUCAUUGGUUUGGCUUUGGGAGAUAAUAGAAGUUGUGCACUUGGGUAUGAUGGAAUUGUUACUUGUUGGGGUUCUAAUAAUUUCACCAUGCCAUUGAGAUUAAAAGGGACUUUUUUUGAAUCAAUUGUUGCAAAAAAGAGUGUUUUUUGUGGUGUUUUGACUUCUAAUUAUUCUUUGUUUUGUUGGGGCAGUGAUGAAAUUUUGAAGUCAAAUAAUGCCCUCAAGGUGUUUGAUAAUGUUCUCCCUGGACCUUGUAAAAAUGAAUGUCCAUGUGGUCCUUUAUCAGAUUCUGCUAAACUUUGUGUCUCACCAGCCAUCAUUUGCAAGCCUUGUUUACCAUCACUUGAAUUUCCAUCAAACCCGUCUUCCUCUCCGAUACCCAAAACUUCAUCGAAAAGUGGUACUUGGAGCAACAAAAUGGUGGCAUUUUUAGUAAUUGGGUGUGUUGGUUGUAGUUCAUUGUUACUAGUCUUGUCUUUCUUCCUUUACAAAUACUGCAAAAGCACAGUAUGCAGAGUCCAUGACUCCGGCAGAUUAGACGAUCCCGAAAUCCAAACGGAACCUCAAGGACCUAUCCCUAAUGCAACUCUUGAGAAGAGGUUAAGCCAUGUAAUCAGCAUGGGAAAUGGAGGCACACAUUUGGAGGAAUAUUCACUUCAAACACUAAUUGAAGCCACCAACGAUUUCUCUCAAGAGAACAAAAUUGGUGUUGGAAGUUUUGGUUCAGUGUACCAUGCAAAACUUGAAGAUGGAAAAGAAGUUGCUAUAAAAAGAGCUGAAAUGUCAUCAACUUCAGCUUCUUGUGCAGUCUUAGGUGUCACAAAAAGACAAGAAGACAAAGACAGUGCAUUCAUAAAUGAACUUGAAUCUUUAUCAAGACUCCACCACAAAAACUUAGUCAAAUUACUUGGUUUUUAUGAAGACAAAAAUGAAAGAAUUUUAGUAUAUGAAUACAUGAACAAUGGAAGCUUAAAUGAUCAUCUUCACAAGCUUCAAACUUCAUCAUCAACAAAUCUUAUGUCAUCAUGGAGUGGUCGUAUAAAAGUAGCAUUAGAUGCAGCUAGAGGUAUAGAAUAUUUACACCAAUAUGUCACACCAUCAAUAAUCCAUCGUGACAUUAAAUCAUCAAACAUAUUAUUAGAUUCAAAAUGGGUUGCUAAAGUAUCUGAUUUUGGUUUAUCAUUAAUGGGUCCUAAUGAAGAUGAAGAGUCACAUCUUUCAUUACUAGCAGCUGGAACUGUUGGUUACAUGGACCCUGAAUACUAUAGGCUACAACAUUUAACAACAAAAAGUGAUGUGUAUAGUUUUGGUGUUGUUUUGUUAGAAAUUUUAAGUGGGUAUAAAGCUAUACAUAAAAAUGAAAAUGGGGUGCCAAGAAAUGUGGUUGAUUUUGUGGUACCAUUUAUUGUUCAAGAUGAAAUUCAUAGAGUUUUAGAUCCAAAAAUGCCACCACCAACACCAUUUGAAAUUGAAGGUGUGGCUUUUGUAGGUUAUUUGGCUUGUGAUUGUGUUCGUUUAGAGGGUAGAGAUAGACCAAAUAUGAGUCAUGUUGUGAAUAGUUUGGAAACAGCUCUUGCGGCGUGUUUGGCACAACCAAUUGUACUUUCUAGAUCUACUACUAUCACUGUUUCUUCUGACUAGUUCUACUUCCACCACAAUCUCUUUUUCCUUACGCUUAACGCGUUUGUCAAUUUUUUUGUUUCUUUAUUCCAUUUUUUGUUAAUAUUUUUCAAACUAAUAUCAUUGUCACAACUUCCACGGGA
Molecule: messenger RNA, 2546 nt
Organism: Cicer arietinum (chickpea)
Lineage: Eukaryota; Viridiplantae; Streptophyta; Magnoliopsida; Fabales; Fabaceae
Product: serine/threonine-protein kinase-like protein CCR4
Biological process (GO): protein phosphorylation
Molecular function (GO): ATP binding; protein kinase activity
Source: RefSeq, a predicted model, not a curated record